CGUUCAUCAGUCGAUGUAUGAUGCUAUCAAAGAAGGAAAGAUGAGAUCAAGGUCCAACAAUAAAGAAAAAGAAGUUCCUCAGCCUCAAGCCGCGCCAGGAAAGCCUACAUAUAGCUCAGCGUCUGGAAUAUCAAGUGGACUUAAUCACUCCCAGAAUCAUCCAUACGACAAUAAGGACUCCAAAAACUCGCAUUCGACAUCCAGUUCCAAGUGGUCUUCUUCUGCACCUCACAGCCAGAGUUACCAUCCAACGAGUGGAUUCGCUUACAAAUCGGCUGACUAUGGACAUCAAGAAAGACCGAGCAAGACCCGUGAUGCAGAACCACUGAAAGAGUUGCCUUGCCCAAAGGAAACAUACGAAAAUACGAAACAUGCCCAACAAGGGUCUAGCAAUAGUGGCGGUUCUGAAUGGUACAGGAAUUUUGACCAAUUUUUUGGCGACUAUUCGCCCUUCCAAUAGCCACAGGCGUAAAGUGACCUCCUUUAACCUACGAAGGUCGUUCAUUAUGAUAGAAAAACAACGGUUCUUUUGUAUAGUUUUUGACGUAAUCUACUACUACUACUGCUAUUUUGCUAAUCUCCUUCAUUCUUUUCAUUUUCCUCAA
Messenger RNA from Acanthoscelides obtectus, 605 nucleotides. Lineage: Eukaryota; Metazoa; Arthropoda; Insecta; Coleoptera; Chrysomelidae. The record is from the annotation of a GenBank genome assembly.